UUUUGAGGCUUGGCCCGAUCCAGUGUCAACUUUAUCUUGAGUAAGAACAAUGUUGUCCAAAAUGCAAGCAAGAACAAUAUUGUUCAGUACGUUUUCGUGUGUGUACUGAACAAUAUUGCUCUUGCUCAGGAUAAAGAUGGCACUAGCCCGUCCGGCCCAACACGGAAAACGCACGACCAAGAAAACGAAGUCGUGGGUCGGACCUGUGCUGCAUUUUUUGGAAAAAACAUGAUACAAAAAAUCACACUAAAUUGAGUAAAUUUAUGCCUAAGCACGACAGCCGACCCGACUGCAUGUCCCGCACUUGAGCCACAUUUUUUAAACUUUCAACACGGGCCAACCCAUUAUUAGUGCUCAAGUGGAUUUGACAUGGGUCAGACCCAUUCAGAUCCACAGCCCGUGGGAUCGGCCCGACCCGGCCCGAUGACGGCCAUCUUUAAUAAGCUCGAGACUUUCUCUGUCCUAUACUCAGAAAAAUGUCCUAAAACCUCAGUUUUUGUGAUUUCCUCACUUCCCUCUCAAAUUUCCAUGGACAAUCUCGUUCUCCAACCUCAUCAUCUUCAACAACAACAACGACGGCUAUUUCUUCUUCCGCAAGAUUUGAUGAACCCAUUUUCUCUCUCCUCAAGAAUUAAGCUUAAACCCCAAACCCUCUUCUCCAAAUCCCUUAAAUGCAGCUGUUUCUGUACCAUUUCACAGAAUUUAGAGAACCCCAUUGCAGCAAUUAAACCCCCCAACGGGAAAUCCAGUAAAAGUAGUGCCAAAAGUAGCUUGCAAAAUCUUAACGAAAGCUGGUUGUCUUCUCUUUCCAUUAAUGGCACAAACAGCAAUAAAAUUGAAGGAAUUGAAGAAAAUGGUGGGGUUGAAUGGGUAAUUGGUGUUGACCCGGAUCUUUCUGGUGCUAUGGCUCUAUUGAAAUACGAUAGUUCUGGCUUUGUUUCUGCCCAGGUUUUUGAUUCCCCAGUUGUGCAAUUAUCAGUUGGGAAAACACGACGAAAACGAUUAGAUGCGAAGUCUAUUGUUCAGUUGUUGCAGAGUCUCGAUGCUCCAAAAGGUACCACCGCAUAUUUGGAGCAAUCUAUACCAUUUCCCCAGGAUGGAAAACUGGGUUGGUGGAGUGGAGGAUUUGGCUAUGGGUUAUGGAUCGGAGUCUUGGUUGCUUCUGGAUUCUCCGUUGUUCCAUUGCCGUCCAAUUUAUGGAAACGGGGAUUUGAACUAGCCCGAAGCUCUUCAAGUAAGGAUGAUAGCAGGGAGCUUGCAGCACGCCUGUUCCCUGAUUUAAGUUCUAUGUUGAAAAGAAAGAAGGACCACGGUCGAGCUGAAGCUCUACUCAUUGCUGCCUACGGAAAAGGUCACAGAAUAAAGGCAGAUGAAUCUUGCAUGUCAGACGACACUCGUGAAGCGUUGACCAAGUCUUGCAUGUCAGAUGAUGCUCGUGAAGCGUUGACCAAGUCGUGCGUGUCAGACGAUGCUCGUGAAGCAUUGACCAAGUCGUGAUGCUGCAAUAUUGAUCCAACAUUGACAUACGGAACACAUGAAUCUCGCGGAAAAACCUCCAUAACACCCAAAAUGCAGCUUUUUUUCCCGUCUACGAGCAUUUUGGAGUUGUGAAAUGUUUUGCCUGAUCGUAUUCGAUACAGUCCAUCUGCUGAGUCCUGUUAGGAGUAAUCAAUCAUUCAUGAGUCAGUAUUCCUUGUAGCUUUGUAAUUAGUACUCCCUCCGUCCCGGAAUACUUGACCUGUUUUCCUUAUCGGGCCGUCCCUUAAUACUUGACCUGUUUCUAAAAAUGGAAAUAUUCUAACAAUAUUAUAUUAUUUCUCACUCCACCCCUAUUAACCCACCUACCCUCUACUCCAUGCAAAAAAUAAUUAAAAAUUCAACCCCUACUCUCCCCCAACCCCACCUCUUAACCCACCUCCCACUAACUAUAUUAAAAUAAUACCCCACUAUCAUCUACUACCUAUUAAAUUAAAUAAGUCAAUUCAAGUCCCUUAAACUCUGUGCCGGUCAAACCGGGUCGAGUAUUCCGGGACGGAGGAAGUAAUUCAACUUAUUGGUUUAAAGCAUUUUGGAGUUGUGAUAAUUCCUACUCAUUUCUUAAAUUCUUAAUUGAGUUUUAUUUGGUCUGAUCAAGAUCCAAAUUCAUGAGUAAUUGUUGUUCAAUCAGCUUUAUGUAUGGUAUUUGCUCGUGCUGUUUCAUUAUGGGGCGUGCCCACUUGCCUUGGGCCUGAAUGAGCCUGGCCCAAGCCAAGCCCACUUGUUUUGUGUUGGGCCAAUUUAUUUGAAAGGGUGGCCCAGGCAUGACCCAAUCCCAUGUUCCCUUGUCUCGGGUGAUGUCAUGCUGUAUUUUUCUCGUGCUCGUGCUGUGCUUUUUUCGUGAUGAGUUGUGUUAUGCCUAAGCCCGAGCGAAUGUUAAAACUCAUCUAUUACUAUAUACUAAAAGAGACACCAGGAAUGACACGUGUAAUUUCCUGGUGAAAAAAUUUCCCGCCAAAAACUCUUUUCUAAAAAGACAUUUAUUUUAUUCUUUUUUUGUUUUCUCUCCUUUUGUAUAAAUGUUUAUAUAUGGAAAAAAUAUAGGAUUAUGGAAUAUGCCAUUAUUAAAAUUUUGGUAAAAUUUUAGUCAAACUGUCAUGUCAAUAAUAGAAAAUAUUCUUACUC
Messenger RNA from Spinacia oleracea (spinach), 2661 nucleotides. RefSeq lists its product as uncharacterized. The transcript has 6 exons. The coding region runs from base 370 to 1497 and encodes 375 amino acids. Gene Ontology annotation, molecular function: crossover junction DNA endonuclease activity. NCBI's taxonomy places the organism in Eukaryota, Viridiplantae, Streptophyta, Magnoliopsida, Caryophyllales, Amaranthaceae. The record is from RefSeq and is a predicted model, not a curated record.